This is a messenger RNA of Triticum turgidum subsp. durum (durum wheat), 1614 nucleotides long. NCBI's taxonomy places the organism in Eukaryota, Viridiplantae, Streptophyta, Magnoliopsida, Poales, Poaceae. The record is from the annotation of a GenBank genome assembly.
AUGGCUGGGCAUCAUUAUCACAAUUCCCAGAUUUCAAGAAUGGAUCGUACGAACCAGCCACGUAAUGAACCUCCGCCUUUUGGUCAAAAGUUAUUUAUGCAUCCUAGAGGUGAUGCACCUAAUGGAGCGGGACCAUCAGGUUAUGGGGUUACAACUGUGAGAUCUAAUGAACUUCCAUCCUCAAGCUACGCCGGUCAGUCUUAUGGUCAGCAGAUGGGAGCCCCUGGAACCUUGCAUGCUUCCCAUGCUGGUUAUCCUCCUGCUGGAAGCUCUAGUAGCAGCUAUGCACCAUACAAUACUCAACACGUGCCUUCUUUAAGCUAUCCGAAUAGAUCGGAGGAUAGUUUUAUUCCUGGAGUCCAUGUGGAUGACAGAAGGGUUGCACCGAAGCGGAGAAAUCCCAUCACUCAUCCUGUGGAUGGUGUAAGUGCUGGAGGCUAUUAUCCUGGCAGUUCUUCCAAUAAUCAGUUCUCUGGUUACGUGCCCCUGAAUCCUGUUCCUACUCGUGAAACUUGCCCUCCACAAAUAAGUUCAAACAUGGGUUCCAGCCACUGGAACAAUCAUCAGUUUCUUAAUCAUGAAGGAUCUCAGAGGAAUGUGAGGGGACGCCAUGAUCAUAGUUCUAUCCAUUCGGAAUAUAAUUCAUCUACAGCUUGCCCAUCAAGCAGUGUUCAUGUGCCACCAUACCAUCCAAAUGCAAAUGCUCCUUUUGGAAGUGCACCAGUACAGCGGGAAAGAGCUCCUUUAUCUCUACCUCCCAGAAUUGUUCCUCCAGGGACAGAUGGAAGCACUGGCAUAGCAUUCAGAGAGAGGCCAUUCUAUCCUGCUCCACAGAGCACCAACAUAAGUGCUCCUGUGCCAACACUUCCUGGUUCUUCUGACGUUGCACCAUUUGCUCACAUUGGAUACACUCCUAGACCAGUUCAUCACAACGCUGGCCACAAUUAUCCACCGCCAGCUUUUACAACUUCUUCCAACUCUGGAGCAGUUCGGUGUGAGCCUGCUAACCCUCGCUAUCAACCUUCCAUGACCAGCUAUCCUCCUGCUACUGCUGCAGCAUCAUCAAGUGUCCAGCCAUUACAUGCCGAAGCUGCUGCAUCUUUUAGACAGCCUAGGCACGUCUCUGUAGGGCAUGGUGGUAGUACAAGGAGUAGAAGGAUGAGGGAUUCCUAUCAUUGUUUUCAUCCUUUGAUGAUUGAGGAGAAUAACCUAGGAAGAUCGGCAGCUGAGCGUUUUAUGAUGCUGGACCAGUUGGUCAUCCAUGAGUCUAGAGAAGCAUUAGAUCCUCACUGGGACAUGAGACUGGACAUUGAUGACAUGAGCUAUGAGGAGCUCCUGGCGUUGGAAGAACGAAUUGGCAAUGUAAACACUGGCCUGGCUGACGAAAAAAUCUCAGGCUGCGUGAUGGAGCUAGCCUGUCGUAAUUCUGCCCGUACACAGAAUGAUCAAGACAAGGAAAGAUGCAUAAUUUGCCUGGAGGAAUACAAGCACAAGGACUCCCUUGGGAAGCUGAAAUGUGGGCAUGACUUCCAUGCGGGCUGCAUCAAGAAGUGGCUGGAGGUGAAGAACGCCUGCCCGGUUUGUAAAGCCGACGCCGCAAAUGAAACCACUUGA